Schistocerca cancellata (South American locust) is the source of this 964-nucleotide messenger RNA. RefSeq lists its product as uncharacterized. The record is from RefSeq and is a predicted model, not a curated record. Bases 80 to 553 code for a protein of 157 amino acids. NCBI's taxonomy places the organism in Eukaryota, Metazoa, Arthropoda, Insecta, Orthoptera, Acrididae. The transcript has 3 exons.
AACAAGUGAAAAUCGAUGUACGCUAUUUCUUCUGUUCUAUUUAUGUUUGCUCAAACAGUGUAAAAUUUUUGUCAACAACAUGGAUUCAGCAUUCAAAAGGGACAAGGAUAACAAGAAGACAGUGGUGUCAAAAUUUGAGUUAUUUAAGAAACCCAUCAACACUCAUAAUGUACUGUUUUACUACGUGCCAUUCUACGGAGCAGCGAGUUACAGUGCUUUAUCUGUUAAUGUUUUAAAUCCCGGCUUGGGAGUAAGGAUGUUCCCGAAACGUGAUGUGACAAAUAUAUUGCUGUUGUCUACGUUAAUUGGAACUGGUCUGUAUAUAUAUGACAGGAAGCACAUGAGAGCAGCACCGAAAAUUCCAAAAGUUGGAUACAGUGUAUUUGGAGCUCUAAUGUUCAGUUUUGGCUCUGUUCUGAUGUGGGCAGUAAUGAGAAGCAUUCUACCAGAGAGCAGUAUCAUUGCUACAACCUGUGGCAUAUCGUCAGCACUUGGAUUAGUAAAAGCUGGAACAAAUUAUAUGGAGUUUGUUGACUCACAGGUGAAAAACUGAGUUUUUCUUAUGAAAGUACCCUUUGUAUGUUAUGAAUUUUCUGAGUACAAUUAGAUAAUUUAGCUUCAAUGUAAAGGAGUCACCAAUUUCAUUGUGUGUUACCAGAUAAUAUUUACUGUUAUGUAAAUUUAAAAGUGCCAAGCAUUUUUCCCAGAUACAAAUUCUGAACUGUAGUCACUUUGAUCAAUGACUGCACCCUUAUUACAAAUGUAUUUCUUAUUAAAGAGGCAUGCUGAUUACACCUCAGAAAGCAACAGGAUUUUUUUCUGUGUAUACUUCCUUCGUGUAUUUUGUUGUGCUUUCCAAUUUUUAAAUAUUGAGGAAUGUUGUUUCUGGCAGUCACCCUCAUAUUUUUGUUUGUUGAAACUGGGUUGUAACAACCAUUAAAAAAAAAAAAAAAAAAAAAAAAAA